AUUCCGCCCUCGCAAAAAAGAGCAUAGCUCACUGCCACCCACAGCUCGUUCUUCUUACUGUCCGAUUCUACUCUGGCAGUUAUAACUGGGGAUGAUUUAUUGGCUCAUUGCUGUGAUUAUUGUCGGCCUCACUGUUUAUAAAUUCUUCCUUUCUGCAAAGAAAGGAAAGCCGGAGAUACUAAAGAAGGACUGGAAGAAGGAUGUUGUUUAUCUGUAUCAAUUCCCCCGUGCGAAAGUGUUGCCCAACUUGUCACCGUUUUGUUUGAAAAUUGAAACUUUUCUCAAAGCCAACAAGGUCCCUUACGAGGUGUCUCCAGUCCUCAUAAGCAGAUCUCAAUAUGGCAAGCUACCAUUUGUGGAACUGAACGGUGAACAUAUAGCCGACUCUCAAGUCAUCAUUAAUCGGUUAACAAAGCAUUUCAACCUCAAGCAACUGAGCAAUCCAAGAGAUCAUGCUAUAGCCAGAGCUGUUGAACGAAUGACAGAAAUUCAUACGUUCAUGGUUCAGUACUACUUUAAAAUAGUCGAUGAUGCUAACAGUCUCGCUGAGAUUGGAUGUCGCGAUGCGAAUUUUCCGGAAUGGCUGAUACCGGUAAUUGUACCCAUAAUGGGAUUUUUCAUAAAGAGAAAAGCUUUGCAACGAAUUGUUAGCGGUGUUGGCGGAAUGUCUACUGAAAAUUACAAAGAAGUUCUGAAAAAAGACUAUGAUGUGUAUCAGGCCUUAUUAGGUAAACAGAAUUACCUAUUUGGAGACGAGAUCGCUGCGAUUGACUGUUCGGUUUUUGGCCAAUUGGCUACAGUGCUCUAUCUUCCUUAUUCUUGCUAUGCCAAAGAUCUGCUGAAAGAAGAAUACCCAGCUUUGGUCGACUAUUGUGAUCGAAUCAAGGAAACAGUAUUUGGAGAUUACAAGCCAGAGUAA
This is a messenger RNA of Cylicocyclus nassatus, 919 nucleotides long. NCBI's taxonomy places the organism in Eukaryota, Metazoa, Nematoda, Chromadorea, Rhabditida, Strongylidae. The record is from the annotation of a GenBank genome assembly.